Eurytemora carolleeae is the source of this 2337-nucleotide messenger RNA. RefSeq lists its product as uncharacterized. The record is from RefSeq and is a predicted model, not a curated record. The transcript is spliced from 9 exons. Lineage: Eukaryota; Metazoa; Arthropoda; Copepoda; Calanoida; Temoridae. Gene Ontology annotation, cellular component: chitin-based extracellular matrix. Bases 63 to 665 code for a protein of 200 amino acids. Gene Ontology annotation, molecular function: structural constituent of chitin-based larval cuticle.
UGUAUUCUCCUAGACUUUAAAUUGAACUAGUUGGGUUUCCUGGUUCAAAGCAGUAGCUUACAAUGGUCAGUCAUAUGGGUUUACAGAUAAUAAUACUGCUGUUGGCUGUUGCCGGUAGUAGAUGUAGAGCUGUUGAGGAGGAAACAACAAUACAACCUCCUUUACCUUUUAAAUACGCUUUUGCUGCAUCCCGCACACCGAACGGUACACCCGACAGAUACGUAGAACAGGAGGGAGAUGCUACAGGAGUAAUCAGAGGUUCUUAUGCCUAUCUUGAUCCGAACUACGAAUGGCAAAAGGUUUCCUAUGUAGCAGAUGAGAAUGGAUUCCAUGUUGAUUCUGCUAAUCUUCCUCAACCCAACCCUCUUAAACAUCCAGAGGAUACUAUUGCUGUUACAAAAGCUAAGACCAAUCAUGCUAGACUCUACCAAGAAAUUGCUCUCAGGAACUCUCAGGUUCCUGUUCCAAUAAUUUCUACUCCCAAUGUUGAGAGUGCAGCUGUUGCAGCUAAGCGAUCAGAAUUUCAGGAACAGUAUGCUCAAAUAGUGGCGGAACAUGCAAGAAUUGCUGCUGAGCAUGCUAAACUAGCGGAACUAGCGGAACUAGCGGAACUAGAGGAAGUUGAACGCCUGGAGAAAGAGAGAACAAAUAAACAAUAUUAUUAAUUUGUAUUUGGACGCCUUAUAUAUUUAUUAAUUUUAAUUAUUAUUAUUGAAAUAUUAUUUAUAUUUAAGUAACCAUUGUUUUUUUAAAUGCAGACUUUUUUGAAAUUGCAAUUAUUUACCUAUUUGAAAAUACUACCAAAGCAUCCCUAUUAUUUGGAAGGAGCAACAUCUAGGUCUAUUUAACCACUUGAAGAUAUUCUUGGGGCCCUGAAUGAUCAAAACGCUUAACGAAAACUUAUACUGUGUUUUUGCUUCAUGAAGUUGGACGACUCAUAAACGUAGUUUUUAUUUUUGGUUGGACAGAUUUACUAGACAAUCAAACGAUGCCUAAGCUUAAAAGCUCAAAGCUAAUCAUAAAUAAGUGCAUUGAAUUAAACGAGGAUCCUGUGUCAUCUCCAAGAGCAUCAUAUUUCAUCUCCAAGAGGAUCCUAUAUUAUCUCCAAGCAGAUCUUGUGGCAUCUCCAAGAGGAUCCUGUAUCAUCUCCCAAGAGGAUCCUGUUUCAUCUCCGAGAGGAUCCUAUAUCAUCUCCAAGCGGAUCCUGUGUCAUCUCCAAGAGAAUCCUGUUUCAUCUCCAAGUGGAUCCUAUAUAAUCUCCAAGAGGAUCCUGUUUCAUCUCCAAGUGGAUCCUAUAUAAUCUCCAAGAGGAUCCUGUUUCAUCUCCAAGUGAAUCCUGUAUCAUCUCCAAGAGAAUCCUAUAUCAUCUCCAAAAGGAUCCUGUGUUAUCUCCAAGCGGAUCCUGUGUCAACUCCAAGCGGAUUCUGUGACAUCUCCAAGAGGAUCCUGUAACAUCUCCAAGAGGAUACUGUAUCAUCUUCAAGAGGAUCAGGUGUAAACUCCAAGAGGAUCCUGUAUCAUCUCCAGGAAGAUUCUGUGUCGAUCAUCUCCAAGAGUAUCCUAUGUUAAUUCCAAGAGAAUCCUAUGUCAUCAAGAGAAUCCUGUGUAAACUUCAAGGGGACCCUGUGUCAUCUCCAAGAGGAUCCUGUGUCAUCUCCAAGAGAAUCCUGUAUCAUCUCCAAGAGGAUAGUAUAUCAUCUCCAAGCAGAUCCUGUGUCAUCUCCAUGAGGAUCCUUUUUCAUCUCCAAGAAGAUCCUGUAUCAUCUCCAAGAGCAUCGGGUGUAAACUCCAAGAGGAUCCUGUGUUAUCUCCAAGAAAAUCCUGUGUCGAUCAUCUCCAAAAGGAUCCUAUUUUAUCUCUAAGAGAAUCCUGUGUUAACUUCAUAAGGAUCCUGUGUCAUCUCCAAGCGUAUCUUGUUUCAUCUCCAAAAGGAUCCUAUGUUAUCUUCAAGAGGAUCCCAUGUCAUCAAGAGAAUCCUGUGUAAACGUCAUGAGGAUCCUAUGUCAUCAAGAGAAUCCUGAAGAAACUCCAAGAGGGUCCUGUGUCAUCUCCAAGAGGAUCCUGUUUCAUCUCCAAGAGGAUCUUGUUUCAACUCCAAGAGGAUCUUGUUUCAACUCCAAGAGGAUCCUGGUUCUUCUCCAAAAGGAUUCUGUGUCAUCUCUAAGAGGAUCCUAUGUUAUCUCCAAGAGGAUCCUGAAUCAUUCAUAUCCAAGAAAACGUACUUUAGCUUACAAAAGAGCUGUCUAAUCUUGGGGAUUUAAAUUAUGUUAUGACAUGUACUUCAAUCGUGUAACAACAUGAAUUGUAAAUUUAGAUUUAAACUUAUCAUUAGUUUUC